CCAUAAAAAUAAAUGGAAAAAUAUCCUCAGGUAAGGAUUAACAACAACAAAAAUAAUGAUGACAAGGGAUGACUAUAAUGCAUGUUAGUACAAUCCCAAUGAAGAUUUAAGCUGGUCAGAAAUUGCUGAAAGUAGGGAGAUGGGUAUAAUUGUUUUUUUUUAUCUUGCCUCCAGUGGGGCCUUGUUUCCACCUUUCUUCUUUUAACUGAACCUGCCAAUUUACUUACAGGGAAGAUGCUCAGUGAAGUGCAUCCCUGCCCUGAUUGGAUCAGAGAACAAGAAAAGAAAUAUCCUGAUCUCUCUACCCUGUUAUGCAGGCAGAUGUUACUUUCAGACUCUCGAGAUGACAGCUAUUGACCUAUCUCCUAUGUGGGCUCUGACUGCACAGGAAUCUGCCUGUUUCCAUGUGAGAAAUACUGAGGAGGAAAGAAUGGUGGAUGGAUUUCCAGCCACCUACUUACAAGGACCAGUGACAUUUAAAGAUGUGGCCGUGGAGUUUACACAGGAGGAAUGGAUAAUGCUGAACUCUGCUCGGAGACAUAUGUACAGAAAUAUGAUGUUGGAAAACUACAUAAAUCUCACCUCAGUGGCAUAUCAAUUAUGCAGGCCUUCUGUGAUCUCCUAGCUGGGUCAAGAAGAGAUAAGAACUAUGAAAAGAAGAAUUCCCAAAGCCAAUUACCUAGAUUGGGAUAUUCUAACUAAAAACAAUGAACCAACUCCUAAGCAGAAUAUUUUUGGGGAAAAGACACCCAAUGGUAAGAUGGUAAGAUUCACAGUGGGUGGUUGGUCUUCCACAUUAAGAGAAGACUAAUGCCAUAAGAACAGAAAACACAAUAUCCCACAGGGUAAUUUAGAGCAAAUGAUAUUUACCCCCAAGAAGACAGCCUAUCGAUUCUAUGACUAUCAUGAAUUAUAGGAAAACUCUAAAUUUAGAUCAAAACUUUUUUCAAAGAGAGUUUUCACCAGCAAACAAUGCCAUAAUUGUUACUUCUAUAUUGAGUGUUUAAAGCAUAACUCCACCCUAAAUAAUUAUGGGGGAAAUUUUGUGAGUGAGAAGCUCUGUGAAAGUUAUGAAUAUGCUAGAGCACUAUGAUAUCUUCCAAGAAUUCAAACAGCACAAGAAUAGUAUACAUGCUCCAAACAUGGAAUACACUUCAAACCUAAGAUGCUUCCUAUACAUAACAUUCAAACGGCAGAAAAUUCCUAUGAAUGUAAUAAAAAUAAAACUUGUCAUCAUUCAUUCCUUAAGCAACAGGAGCAGUCUCCUAUUGGAGAGAAACAUUAUGAAUGUAAUCAGUAUGGAAAAGCCUUCAAAAAGAUUUCUAAUUUUAUUUUGCACAAAAGAAGUCACAUGGGCAAGAAGCAAUAUGAAUGUAAAGAAUGUGGGAAAGUCUUCAAUGAUUCCUCAAUCCUAAGGAGACAUGUAAGAACUCACACUGGUGAGAAACCCUACGAAUGUCAUCAAUGUGGGAAAGCUUUUAGUCAAAAAACAUCUCUUAAGGCUCAUUUGUGAACUCACACCAGAGAGAAACCCUCUGAGUGUAGUCAUUGUGGGAAGUCUUUUGGAACAAGUUCUUACCUUGUGAUGCACAAGAGAAUACACACUGGGGAGAAACUCUAUGAAUGCAGCGACUGUGGAAAAGCCUUCAACACGAAGUCACAGCUUAAAAGACAUCAAAUAACCCAUACAAUAGAGAAACCCUAUGGCUGUAGUGACUGCGGGAAGGCUUUCUCCCAGAAAUUAAAGCUCAUUACACAUCAGAGAACGCAUACAGGAGAGAAACCCUAUAAAUGUAGCGACUGUGGCAAAGCCUUCUUUUGGAAGUCACAGCUCAUUACUCAUCAAAGGACUCAUACCGGGAAGAAACCGUAUGCAUGUAGUGAGUGUAAAAAAGCCUUCAGCAGGGACUCACUCCUUAUCAGGCAUCAGAGGAUUCACACAGGAGAGAAGCCCUAUGAAUGCAGUGAAUGUGGUGAAGCCUUCGUCAGAAAACCACAGCUUAUCAGACAUCAGAUCACUCACACGGGAGAGAAGAGCUGUCGGUGUGGCGACUGUGGGGAAGCCUUCUUUAAGAAGUCAGAGUUACUAAGACACCAAAAACUUCAUUUAGGAGAGAGACCCUAUGGAUGUGUUGAAUGUGGUAAGACCUUCUUCGGGAAGUCACAGCUGCUUACACAUCAGAGAACUCACACUGGAGAGAAACCUUUUGAAUGCAGUGAAUGUGGGAAAGCCUUCACCCAAAAGUCAAGCCUGAUGUCCCAUCAGAGAACUCAUACAGGCGAGAAACCCUAUGAAUGCAGUGAGUGUGGGAAAACCUUCAGUGAGAAGUCAAGUCUCAUUCAUCAUCAGAGAACCCAUACUGGGGAAAAGCCCUUUGAAUGUAGUGAAUGUAGGAAAGCUUUUGCCUGGAAGCCACAGCUUCUUCGGCAUCAAAGAAUCCAUACAGGGGAGAAACCCUAUGCAUGCAACGAAUGUGGGAAAGCCUUUGUUCAGAAAGUACAACUCAUUAAACAUCAGAGAAAUCAUACAGGAGAGAAAUCUUAUGGAUGCAGUGAUUGUGCAAAAGCUUUCUUUGAGAAGGCACAGCUAAUUAUACAUCAGAGAAUUCAUACAGGAGAGAGGCCCUAUAAAUGUGGAGAAUGUGGAAAGUCUUUCACUAGAAAGUCACACCUUAUGAGGCAUCAGAGAAUUCACACAGGUGAUAAAUACUAUGGGUGCAACGAAUGCGGGACCACCUUCAAGAGGAAGUCACAGCUCAUGAUCCAUCAGAAGAAUCAUGUAAUAUAGAAACCACAUGAGAGCAGGGAGUGUGGAAAGGCUGCUAGCAGGUGUCAUGCCUCUUAUUGCUUCCGAGGAAACACACACAGGACAGAAACCCUGUCAUUGCACUGACUGUUGGGAAAAAAAUUCUAUUGGAAAGGCAGUGUCACUAAAAAGAAUUCAGAGAUUUUUUAAAAAGUAGACAAUAUAAGAAAGCCUUCUCCCAGAAGACACAACUUAUUACACAUUGAUAGCUCAUCUAUCAAUAACAGAAACUUUUGGUCAAAAGUGAAAGCUUGUUAAAUAUUUAGAAGACCUAAAUAGGUCAUAACAAGUGAGAGGAAGAUUUCAUUCAGGGUAACAUACUUACUAGAGAAUGUGUACAUACGGGAAAUACUGAGUAUUAGAGAUUUCAUAGGCAGAAGUAGUUCUAGUAGUUGGAAGAACUUUAUAAACAUCAUACUAUUGAAAUAAUUCAGUAACGAAGUAGUUUGUUGUAUACAAAUUAUAAGAGGUGGUCAUUUUUAAAUGGUAGCUAUGUUUUAAGUGUGAAGACAUCUGCUUUCUGCAGUGGUGGCAGAUCAAGGACCAAAUUAACCCUCUGGCCUUAACAGCUAGAAACUGGUGUUAGACAUGUGACAAGCAGAGGUUUGUCAUCGCUGGCAGAGGUGGACAAAGUGGUGGCAGUUCCCAGGCUGCAGUUCAGGGAAGGGAACAAGCGUAGUCCUGCCACGUUGAAUAGAGUUGGAGGAUUGGCGUUUGGGGAGGCCAUGGCAAUAGCAUUUGCAAGGAAAGCACUGGAGGGGAAGGAGCCUCCCAGGGAGAGGACUGCAGAAAUGGACAGGUCGUCCUGUGAGCUGAUAAAGUGGCUGGAAAGCAGGAGGCUGAGCCCUUCCUAGAACUCACUGCAGGGCUGACAGCAGUUCCCACCGGCCACAGUGGAAACAGCUUUUAACACAUGGGCUUCAGGUAGAAUUCCCGGACGGCUGUUGCUUAGUAGUGUGGUAAUUAACCCCAGAUUAAAAGCUACUUUGGACCCACCAAUGUCUGGCAUGCAAAAAGGCAGGAAACUGUGACUUGUAACCAGUAGAAAAAUAUUCAGUAGAGACAUAGAAAAGACUGUGGUUAGAAGUUGUUAGAAUUAGUAGACAUGGAUGUUGAUAUAGCUAUUAUAAAGCAGAGGAAAACAUGAAUUUGAUGAAACUUGAAGUGGAAGAUAUAUUUUUAAAAGCUGGAUGGGGCUUCACAGGGUGAGAAUUUCUUAAAAUUAAAAAAAAAAUGUGGGUGGAAUUAAGAACAGAUUAGACAUAGAAGAAGAAAAUAAUGAACCUGAAUAGUAAGAAUAAAAACUAUCCAAAUGAGGUACACAGAGAAAAAAGAGGCAAGGGAAUGGGGGCUCCACUACAGUGGUAUGAAAUACAUAUAAUUGGAGUUUCAGGAGGGAAGAGAGAAGAGGCAAAAGAAAGUAUUUGAAUAAGUCGUGGCUGAAAAAUUUCCACAUAUGCUGAAAAGUGUAACUCCACAUAUUCAAGAAGCUCAAAGAACACAAAACAGAAGAAACACAAUCAUGCCAAUGGACAUCAUGUCAACUUGAUGAAAACCAGUGAGAACCUCAGUAAAGCAACUGAAGAAAAAAAGACAGAGAAUGACAGCACACUUCUGACUAAAGACUGGGGAACCAAAGAGGAUAAAAAACCUGCAACCUAGAAUUUACCCAUCAAAAGCAUCUUUCAAAAAUGAAAGGAAAAAGAUUUUUCAGGAAAACAAAAGGAGGAUUCGUCACUGUACACCUGCCUUCAGGAAACAUUAAAGUUGUUUGGGGGCAGCAGGAAAAUAACAUUAAGUGGAAGUUUGGAUCUCCAGAAUGAAAGGAAGAGUUCUAGAAAUGGCGAAUAUAUAGGUAAAUAUAAAAGCUAUUUUCCUCAUUUUAAAACAGUAAUAGUCCUGCUUACAGCAAAGCAAUGACAAUGUGUUUUGCAUUAUGAUCUACUUAGAAGUAAAGUGUAUGACCACAAUAGUGCGUAAGUAUGAACCUUUAAAAAUAGUUGAAUAAACUGUAUCAUCGGAGUCAGAAACCCGUUUCCUCGGGGCACAGGAUGGCUUGUGUUUGUAGCAGCUGCACAGAAUAUGCAUGGUGACGUUCCAGUGAUGGUUUCUCUGUAGCAGUGCUGUGUGAUCUAUGUAUGAUAAUAAAGUGGUUUCCACCAUCAGGA
Myotis davidii is the source of this 4974-nucleotide messenger RNA. RefSeq names its product zinc finger protein 605. Gene Ontology annotation, biological process: regulation of DNA-templated transcription. NCBI's taxonomy places the organism in Eukaryota, Metazoa, Chordata, Mammalia, Chiroptera, Vespertilionidae. The record is from RefSeq and is a predicted model, not a curated record.